Perognathus longimembris pacificus (Pacific pocket mouse) is the source of this 2361-nucleotide messenger RNA. Its product is annotated as golgin subfamily A member 2-like. Bases 1 to 2361 code for a protein of 786 amino acids. Gene Ontology annotation, cellular component: Golgi apparatus; Golgi cisterna membrane; Golgi cis cisterna. The record is from RefSeq and is a predicted model, not a curated record. The transcript is spliced from 4 exons. Lineage: Eukaryota; Metazoa; Chordata; Mammalia; Rodentia; Heteromyidae. Gene Ontology annotation, biological process: Golgi organization.
AUGCAGAACCGAGUCUACUACAUCAGGUUUCGCACCACUGCUCACAGCUGGAGAGUUUCCAGGGUGGAGAAUCUCACAGGUCCCAAUAACACCGAGGAUCUGCAGAGGCACUACCAAUACCUGGUGCUUGCCCUGCACUCCAGCAAGUUAAGAAACCAACAGCUCUCCAGUGAGAUCCACCAACUGAAGAAGGAAAAGAGACACCUACAGCAUGAACAACGAAAAGAGAAUUGGAGGAGAGCCCGUGAGCAAGAAGCACUGCAAGGAGACUUGGAAGCCCACAAGGUAGCCGUACAGAUGUUGGUUUCAGAAGAACGCAAUUUACACUCUGCCCUGGCUCGCAUCCAGCAGGUGGUUAAUAAGAGGAUAAAGGAGCAGGAAGGUCCCACCAGCCACCGGCAGGCUGCGCAGCAGCACAUUGGAGAGCAAGAGAUAGCCUUGUUCCCAGUCACCACCCAACAGCAUGCCACUCAAAAGAAGAAUCUACAGCUCAUCCAAGACCAGGAAAAGAGCAGGAGUUAUGAUUUGGAGGCAAUCAACAGCGAUUUGCAAGGGAAGCUGGAAGUCCUCUGGAGCCAAAAGCUCAACAUGAAGAGCAGAAUUCAGAAGCUUCAACAAGCAGCAGAGGAGCGGGCAGUGCUCAAAAGGCAAGUGGACAACCUGAGAAGGCUGGUGAAGACCAUGAGGUCAGAAAGGGACAGCUUUGCCAUGUCCCUGAGAAGGGAGAGCACCAUGUGGGAGGACAUGGUCCAGCAGCAAUCCGAGGAGAUUAAACAACUAGGAGAGAGAGCAAGGGUAGAGGCAGGACCAGCUCAGGCUGAGCAGCAGCUGCAGGCCCAAGCCUUCCAGAUGCAGGAGGAAUUAAAGGACCUGAAGCAACAGCUUCAAUUUCAGGUACAGGAAAACCACAGCUUCCGACUCCAGAACCUGGAGCAACAGGAGCGGCUGUGUAGACUGGAACAGGCAGCCGAGGAACCCAUUCCUAGGCCUGCCGAGGAUCAGCACAAGAUAACGGAGACAGCGAGAUGCACACAUGGGCAAGAUAGAGAGAUCAAAGAUCCGCUGGCCCAGCUGCAGGACGCCUUCCACAGGCUGAUCGCUGAGGAGGAGCUCGCCAGCGACCUGAGCUCAGAGCAGCACCUGAAGAAACAUCUGCAGGAGAAGCUGGAGCAGCAAGAGAAGGAUUUGGACAAAUGGAAAGACAUGGCUGAGAGAGCGAGCCAAGAAGCUCAGGAGCUGCAGGAGCUGCAUGACCAGUACCGGACCCAGCUGCAGGAACUCAGAGCCACCUGUGAUCAGUACACAGCCUCCAAUCAGCAGCUGAGCUCAGAGAAGGAGGCCCUGCAGCAGCACCUGCAGAGGCAGAACCAGCUGCUGGAGCAGCUGAAGCAGGAGCAACUAAAGAGCAAGUUGCUGGCCCAGACGUAUAGCGAACAGUUACAGGACACUCUCAAGUGCCUAGAAGCAGCAAGGCAACAGAAGGAGCAACUGCAGGCCCAGCUGAGUAUCCUGGUUUUCCCUCCAGAAGGCCAAGGAGUAAGUAACGGGGAAGAAAGGGGCGAGGAGGCAACCCCACUUGACGUGACUGUCCCUGACGAUGUGGACAGCCCUCAAGUCAUGAGGGAUUUUUACCAGGAUGCACUAUCAGCUGCUGAAGCCAAAAAGUGCCAGACCAAGCUGGAGCAAGAGGGCCUCUUCCCCAGGACGAGGACCCAUGGCCUGUUUGGGAAGAGGAAGCGGGACACACAGGUGCCCAAGAGGGAGCUGCAAAUCUGCUUCAUCCCCAACCUGCCUGACAAGGUGGACUUCCAGAGUGCAGCAGAUGACCUGCAACAGCGAUGCAGCUGGCUGUCAGAGCUCAUUACAGCCAUCGAAAAGUCCAUCGUUGCUUGCAAAGAGCAGAUAGAAACCCUGGAGACCCUGCAUCAGGAGAAAGAUGAGCACGUCGACCUGAUGUCCCAGGAGAAGCAGCAGAAGAAGCAGGAGCUGCAGGAGCUGCUGUUGCGUCUUGCAGGUGAAGGCGUGACGUGCCAGGACAAGAUGCAGGUCGACACCAAGGCCCCUGCUGCUGACACCACUUCAGACAUGGCAGGCCCCAUGAAGAUUGAAUGUAGCCAGGACAAGAUGCAGGCAGACACUGAGCCCCCUGCUGCUGACACCACUUCAGACUUGGCAGGCCCCAUGAAGACUGAAUCCAGCGAGGAGGACGAUAGUAGCGAGGAUGGUGACGUAGAACCUUCCGCAGUAGAGGCUGGGGUGCCAUGCCCCCUAGAGGACUCCACCACACAGCUUGGGGGCAUGGGCAACGAACGCCCCAUCACGUUCUGGUCCAAACUGAGAAAAAUGAUGAAUUUUAAAUAA